AUGUACAGCUUCAUGGGAGGUGGGUUGUUCUGUGCCGGAGUCGGGAACAUACUCCUCAUUGUCUCCACAGCAACUGACUACUGGAUGCAGUACCGUCACUCCAGCAAUUACAUGCACCAGGGCCUGUGGCGGUACUGUGUGCCUGGGAAAUGCAUGACACACACAGACAGCAUUGCGUACUGGGAUGCCACCCGGGCCUUCAUGAUUCUCUCUCUGCUGGCUUGUUUCAUUGGCAUUGUGAUCGGCGUAAUGGCCUUUAUUCACUACUCCUCCUUUGACGGGUUUGACAAGACAUUUGCAGCUGGCAUCCUCUUCUUCAUCUCCUGCUUCUUUGUGCUACUGGCAAUGGCUGUCUACACGGGAGUGACAGUCAAUUACUACGGUAAACGCUAUGGCAGCUGGCGAUUUUCCUGGUCCUAUAUAAUGGGCUGGGUGGCAGUGGUGCUCACAUUCUUCUCAGGUAUCUUCUACAUGUGUGCCUACCGGAUGCACGAAUGUCCAAGAAACACUAACUCACGCUAA
Messenger RNA from Scomber scombrus (Atlantic mackerel), 522 nucleotides. RefSeq names its product lens intrinsic membrane protein 2.3 (gene lim2.3). The record is from RefSeq and is a predicted model, not a curated record. Bases 1 to 522 code for a protein of 173 amino acids. The transcript has 4 exons. Gene Ontology annotation, molecular function: structural constituent of eye lens. Gene Ontology annotation, cellular component: plasma membrane. NCBI's taxonomy places the organism in Eukaryota, Metazoa, Chordata, Actinopteri, Scombriformes, Scombridae.